Molecule: messenger RNA, 4395 nt
Organism: Anguilla rostrata (American eel)
Lineage: Eukaryota; Metazoa; Chordata; Actinopteri; Anguilliformes; Anguillidae
Product: leukotriene B4 receptor 1-like
Exons: 1
Coding region: 119-1168 (349 amino acids)
Biological process (GO): immune response; positive regulation of cytosolic calcium ion concentration; cell chemotaxis
Cellular component (GO): external side of plasma membrane; membrane
Molecular function (GO): C-C chemokine binding; C-C chemokine receptor activity
Source: RefSeq, a predicted model, not a curated record
CUGUCCUCCGUAAAUACAUUUAAAGGGAAGUGGCAGGCUGCUUUUUGCAGCAGUAGGCUCUUCCAUCAACAGGAGAUAGCACAAACACCACCCGCACGCUGGUGAGCAAAACAAAACGAUGGCGGAAGGCUUUUCGGGGGUAACCGUGGGGGCCUGUGUGAUUCUGGCACUGUCCUUCCUGGUGGGCGCUCCAGGGAACCUGUUGGUGAUCUGGACGAUCCUGCGGCACGUAAAGCAGCGCUCCCACACCGUGGUGCUCAUCCUCCACCUCGCUGCCGCUGACCUGCUCGUCCUCGUCACCCUGCCUCUGUGGAUAUACUCCGUUGCCCGCUCCUGGGUCUUCGGCGAGGCCGCGUGCAAAGCCAUGGUCUACAUCAUCAAUUCCUGCAUGUACAGCAGCGUGUUCCUCAUCACCGCCAUGAGCGUGGAGAGGUUCUUGGCCGUCUGCUACCCCGUGGCCUCCCUCGGCUGGAAGAGCAAGGAGAAUGUCCUGAGCAAGGUUCUGCUAGCCCUCUGGCUCGCGGCUUUCCUCUUCAGUGUUCCCGUCAUUCCCACGCAGGUGCUGGACAAGGAGGGCGGAGAGGAGCAGUGCCUGUACCGGGAGUACUCCUCGGCUCGUCAGGAGGUGGCGUGUCUGCUGCUGGAGGUCCUGGUGGGCUUCGUCGUGCCCUUCUCCGUCCUGGCGGUGUGCUACGGCUGCCUGCUGGGCCGCAUCAAGCAGAUGACCUUCAAGACCAAGCAGAAAUCCACGGGCCUCAUCGCUGCCGUGGUGGCCGUCUUCCUCCUGUGCUGGCUCCCUCACCAGGUGGGCAAUGUGCUAUCCCUGGUCAGCAUCAGCGCAAAGGAAUCCAGUCCCAAAACUGCAGACAGCCUGGAGGCCGCCAGAGAAACGGUGAGCUUAAUCGCAGGAGCCAUGGUCUUCGUCAGCAGCUCGGUGAAUCCACUGCUUUACGUCUUCGCUGCUCGUUACUUCCGAGGCUCCUUCCGGGUCACGGGGAUACGGAGGCUCUUCCACCACAUUUCUCACUCAGGUACAGGUGAAGGAGCCAAAGAGCUGUCCGUUGUGUCUAGAAGAAAAAGCUCCCAAAGCGAGUUGACCAAGUGCAGUACAGACACAAAAGUAUUUACAGAUGUCGACCUUAAUGCGUGUGAAGAUAUUUCCCCCUGAUCAACCUUUGCUAAAUGGCAUUGUUCUACAUGUGAUUAAUAGCUCCUGUAUUUAUGUUGCUUUUGAUUGUGUGUGCCAAAAUGUUGCCUAUGUUCUAUUAAAUUUAUGCAUUACUUUCAGAUUCAGCUUUUCCUAAAAUAGAAAGUCACAAUGUAUAUGUAUCCACAAUGUUAAUGAAAACAUUUUCGUAUGAUCCACGAAGUGUGGGCAUUCUUUAAGAUCUCAUUCAGCUGUACAGCUGUGUGAAAACUGAAAAAUCUGUCUAUACAGUGCAUUUCCUCAUAAUUGGUUUUAGUGUAAAUGCCUGCAUAGGUAAUGCCAUUGGAUUUCACACUGUUUUAACUUGUAUUAAUAUUAACAGGGAGCAUUUUACUCAGAAAUCUGUGCUGCUAUAGCGUCAAACAGCUGUUACACAGAAGCUCCCAUUUGUAUCCAGUGUUGGGGAAAACUACUGUGAAAGCAUAGUAGUACAAACUACCAACUACUUCACACUGAGAGUAGUUGAACUACAGCCAAGAUACCCAAAAAAUAAAUGUAGCUCAAUUAUGUAGCUCUUGCAGUUAGCUAUACCUCAAUAUGACUAAAACGUUGAACAUGCAUACCUAUAGAGAACCAACAAACUCACUUUUUAUUGAUUUAAAGGCUCUAAAAUUUAAAGAUUUGGUCGACUUUAAAUCGUUUCAAAUUAUGUAUAAUGUAAAAAACCAAUUACUACCUGAAAGUAUCCAAAAGUUGUUUACAAAGAGAGAAUGUCAACACGAUUUAAGAGGAAUUUACAUGUUCAGAAAACAAUUAGUGAGGACCAAUGCAAAAUACCAUUGUAUUUCAGCUAAAGGAAUGCAACUAUGGAACAGCUGUAAUGUAACUGAAUACAUGUAGAACUCUCAGGUAAAAAAAAUGUUUAAAAAUAAUGUAAUGAACAAAUAUGAAAAAGGAUGACCAGAAAGAAACACUGGCAUAGAAGGACAGGGUACAGGAUAUAUAAGUUGUUUUUGUUUGAUUUUGUUUUGUUUUGUUUUACUUUGGUUGUUUUGUCCUUGAUGUUUGUCUGAUGUUACCUUUUGAAGACAAAUAUGACGUGUUGUUAAAAGGGUAGGCAUUAUAAGCAGCAGCUUCAGCCUACACCUGUUUUGGACUGCAGAGAUCUUGGGUUGCGGCAUUGUUUUGUUUUUAGCUUGUGAUAUUCGAGUAUCUGCCUCCUUUCGUGUAAACUUACUAUUGUUGAAUGCAGACCGAAAUAAAAAUUUAAUUUCAAAAAAGUUAUUUACUACAGUCACUGUGCAAAUUUGAAUGUAGCUGAACUACCAGCAAAUUGCUGCAAAAUGUAAUUAAACUACUAGUUUAACCUCAUGUAGUUAAACUACUCUCCAACACUGCCUGUAUCUAUCCAUAUGUACCUCAGACUGGGGUAACUAGUCGCAAGUUUUCCAAAGUGCGCUUUGCAUGUUGCAAAAGCACAAGGCAAGCUUUUUUACUUCUCUUUUGAUGGCUUGUGAAAUGAUUAUCUGCCAUGAUGUGUAAUAGAGCCCCUAGCCAAUGAUGGGAAAGAGGAAUACAGAUGAAUUUCACUUGACCACAUCCUUGGCUUAUUAUGAAGAACAGUACGUGCUUGCAUGGGAGAAAUAUUUUUAGUUUUGUUUUUAAUGACAUUGGGAGACAUAUACACACUGUAUCUCUUGUGCCAGUUUUGCUUAUUCCAUUAUGAGUUCUUCUGUUAAUAUUUAUAUCAUUGCAUUGUUGGUUUUUUAAUAAAUCUGCAGACAUUGACUGUUGAAAACAAACAAGGAAUAUUGUAAUAUUUGCAUUAUUGAAGAUUAUAAGUGAUGAUGUACAUAUUAUUUCCAUCAUGAUUGGUGUAAUUAAUUUUCAUGAGAGCACAGCUAAAUAUAACAGCUAACACUGCGGCAACCCAUUUCACCAUGCGAAAUGUGAAGUCUAAUUUAUAUUUGAGUGAACGAUAUCUUAUUCUUAAUCUCAGUUUUUCAGUCUUUAUCCAUUAGUCUACCUUGUUCAACAGUUGACAGUUUUUUUUUGUUUCACUAACAUUUGUGAAAGUAUAUUUUUAAACACUUGUUUUGUUAACGUGACUUCAACUUUGUUGUGGAUUGUUUUUUUUAAGACUCCAAUGCAUUUAUAUGACAGUGUUCAUUGUUUUUUUUUCCUAAUAUGACAGAGACUGUGGCUGGUGUGGAUGCAGGAUGGAAUAGCCUGUCUCAUCCUGCCUCUGUUACUAUAAUUCUGCUCUAUUGUGCUUGCGUAAGCUGUCACUCAACACAGACUGACACAUUCUGACUGGAGGACCUAAAUAAGCGAGUAACGUUAGGAUAUGUGAAGCUACUCAGGGUAAUCAAUGUCAACACAGUCUAUUGUGGAAGAGAUUGUCAAUGGAAAACACCUGUUUAGACACAUUGAAACAUACAAUAGGAGGUUUUCCAUACUGUGCUAUUGGACGAAAUUCAGCAGACUGUGAGAAAGCUGUGUGUGUGUGUGUAUGUAUGUGUGUGUGUGUGUGCAUAAGUAUGUUUGGAAAUAUGUGCUCACUUGGUCUUGGUAUGCAAUUUUUCCCACAAGAAAGUAAGUUCUCUUGCUCACAUGGGAAACAAAUAAUUGAAAUUGGGUUCACAAAAUACUCAUAAAUUGCAUUACAGAUAUGAAAUUACAUCUUCUCAUCAGUUUGUUGCCAGAGGCAAUCUAUGUGAGGUAAAUCGCAACCCAUGGCAAUAACACUUAACACUUUGCAGAGAUUGGCGGACAGAAUCCCAACUGCUCCUCAGUGUGCAUGCCUAUGUGUGUGUGUGUGUGUGUGUGUGCGCACGUGCGUGUGUGUGCGCGCGUGUGUGUGUGUGUGUACUUGCAUUUUACCGACUGUGCAGAACUUCUUGUCUGAACUUGACAGGGUGCCUUCGUCUCUGUGACUCGCCCGGUUUUGUAGCUUGUGAUGUGAAGACACUGUGGUGGAGUCAGAUUUCACUUCUGCACAGAUUUGUUUUGAUCAGCCUGUAUUCCGUCUCAUAUUAUUUACCCCUGUGUUGGACAUUCAGACAGCAAUUCACGCGUUCAAGCUUUAUUCAUUUUCACUUUUUGUGUUAAUUUACCAUUAACUAUCAUGCUCGUCUUUACUCUUUCAAGGCCCAACCACAGCAACAUGAAUUACUCAUAAGAAAAUUCCUUCUCUUUGACCUAUUUCUCUUGAGCUCUCUGCACCUGAUAAAAGUGAUUGAAAUGAG